Molecule: messenger RNA, 8368 nt
Organism: Lynx canadensis (Canada lynx)
Lineage: Eukaryota; Metazoa; Chordata; Mammalia; Carnivora; Felidae
Gene: AMOTL1
Product: angiomotin like 1
Exons: 13
Coding region: 152-3013 (953 amino acids)
Biological process (GO): establishment of cell polarity involved in ameboidal cell migration; actin cytoskeleton organization; regulation of cell migration
Cellular component (GO): cytoplasmic vesicle; plasma membrane; bicellular tight junction
Source: RefSeq, a predicted model, not a curated record
CUGGAGGUGAAGCCCUGGCGUUUCUCUCCUUCCUGUGUGAAUGGGGCUGACUGUCGGGCGCCGCUUCCCCGCGCUGCCCCACGCCAUGCCCUGCACGCUGCCCGGCGGCCGCCUUCCCCAGCCGCGCCACUGAGCUAGCCAUGGUCGCCUCAUGUGGAGGGCAAAGUUGCGCCGGGGAACUUGUGAGUCUGCCGUGAAAGGACCCUCUCCUGUUUGUUACCGCUCCGGUAGUCCCACCCCGAUUCUAGAAGACCCCAACUACUUUUUCCCAGAUUUCCAGCUCUAUUCUGGGAGGUGCGAGGCAUCUGCUCUGACGGUGGAGGCAAAAGGUGGCAUCAGGGAAAAAGUUGUUGAGGAUCCUCUGUGCAACUUCCACUCCCCAAACUUCCUGAGGAUCUCAGAGGUGGAAAUGAGAGGUUCCGAGGAUGCGGCAGCUGGAACAGUGUUGCAGCGGCUGAUCCAGGAACAACUGCGGUAUGGUACCCCGACCGAGAACAUGAACUUGCUGGCCAUUCAGCACCAGGCCACAGGGAGUGCAGGACCAGCCCACCCUCCAAACAACUUUUCUUCCACGGAAAACCUCACCCAAGAAGACCCACAAAUGGUCUACCAGUCGGCACGCCAGGAGCCGCAGGGUCAAGAACACCAGGUGGACAACACGGUGAUGGAGAAGCAGGUGCGGCCCACACAGCCUCAGCAGAACAAUGAGGAGCUGCCCACUUACGAGGAGGCCAAGGCCCAGUCCCAGUUCUUCAGAGGGCAGCAGCAGCAGCAGCAGCAGCAGCAGCAGGGGGCUAUCGGCCAUGGCUACUACAUGGCUGGGGGCGCCAGUCAGAAGGCCCGGACUGAGGGGAGGCCCACGGUGAACCGCGCCAACAGCGGGCAGGCACAUAAGGACGAGGCGCUCAAAGAGCUUAAGCAGGGCCACGUCCGCUCACUCAGUGAGAGAAUCAUGCAGCUGUCCCUGGAGAGGACCGGAGCUAAGCAGCACCUCCCUGGCUCAGGGAGCGGAAAGGGGUUCAAGGCGGGAGGGGGCCCCUCCCCCGCCCCGCCCGCAGGCAAAGCGCUGGACCCCCGGGGUCCUCCACCUGAGUACCCCUACAAGACCAAGCAGAUGAUGUCCCCGGUCAGCAAGACCCAGGAGCACGGACUUUUCUACAGUGACCAGCACCCGGGGAUGCUCCACGAGAUGGUCAAGCCAUACCCUGCUCCUCAGCCUGCGAGAACAGAGGUGGCCGUGCUGAGGUACCAGCCGCCCCCGGAGUACGGGGUCACGAGCCGCCCCUGCCAGCUCCCUUUCCCGUCGACAGUGCAGCCGCACAGCCCGAUGUCCUCCCAGAACCCCUCCACCGGCGGGCCGCUGCACUCCGUGUCCGUGCCGCUCGCGCUGCCCAUGACCCUGGCGGCCCCGCAGCCCCCGCCCGCCGCCUCCCCCAGCCAGCAGCUCGGGCCGGACGCGUUCGCCAUCGUGGAGCGAGCCCAGCAGAUGGUGGAGAUCCUGACCGAGGAGAACCGUGUGCUGCACCAGGAGCUUCAGGGUUACUACGACAAUGCCGACAAGCUCCAUAAGUUUGAAAAAGAGCUUCAGAGGAUUUCAGAAGCCUAUGAGAGCCUGGUCAAGUCUACUACCAAGCGAGAAUCGCUGGACAAGGCGAUGCGAAACAAACUGGAAGGCGAGAUCCGAAGACUUCAUGAUUUCAACAGAGACCUGCGAGAUCGACUGGAGACCGCCAACAGGCAACUGUCCAGCAGGGACUACGACGGGCACGAAGACAGAGCCGCAGAGGGGCUUUAUGCUUCCCAGAACAAAGAAUUCUUGAAGGAGAAGGAGAAGUUGGAAAUGGAGUUAGCAGCAGUGCGGACCGCGAGUGAGGACCACCGGAGACACAUCGAGAUCCUGGACCAGGCUCUGAGCAACGCCCAGGCCAGGGUCAUCAAGCUGGAGGAGGAGCUACGAGAGAAGCAAGCCUAUGUGGAGAAGGUUGAGAAGCUCCAGCAGGCCCUGAGCCAGCUGCAGUCUGCGUGUGAGAAGCGAGAGCAGAUGGAGCGGAGACUGCGGACCUGGCUGGAGAGAGAGCUGGAUGCGCUGAGAACGCAGCAGAAACAUGGGAAUGGCCAGCCAGCCAGCGUGCCGGAGUAUAAUGCCCCAGCCCUCAUGGAACUUGUGAGGGAGAAGGAGGAGCGGAUCCUGGCCCUGGAGGCCGACAUGACCAAGUGGGAACAGAAGUAUCUGGAGGAGAGUACCAUCCGCCACUUCGCCAUGAAUGCCGCAGCCACUGCCGCGGCUGAGAGGGACACCACGAUCAUCAACCACUCGAGGAACGGCAGCUACGGCGAGAGCUCGCUGGAGGUGCACAUCUGGCAGGAGGAGGAGGACGUGGCACAGGCCACCAGGAGGUGUCAGGACAUGGAGUACACUAUUAAAAAUCUCCAUGCCAAAAUCAUAGAGAAGGACGCCAUGAUUAAGGUCCUUCAGCAGCGAUCCCGUAAAGAUGCCGGGAAGACGGACUCCUCGAGCCUGCGGCCUGCCCGCUCCGUGCCGUCCAUUGCUGCGGCCACCGGGAUACACUCCCGCCAGACUUCCCUCACCAGCGGCCAGUUGGCCGAGGAGAAGAAGGAGGAGAAGACCUGGAAGGGGAGCAUAGGGUUGCUGCUGGGGAAGGACCACCCUGAGCACACUUCAACGGCCUCCACCACGGCGCUGUCCCCCGCAGCCUCCACCACCUCGGCCAGCAGCGCCCACGCUAAGACGGGCAGCAAGGACAGCAGCACCCAGACGGACAAGAGCGCCGAACUCUUCUGGCCCAGCAUGGCCUCUCUGCCCAACCGUGGCAGGCUGAGCGUCACCCCUUCCAACAGCCCGGUCCUGAAACACCCGGUGGCCAAAGGGCCUGCAGAGAAACCAGAGAACCCUCCUGGCCACGGGAAGUCCCCCGACCACAAAGGCCGCGUCAGCAGCUUGCUCCACAAGCCCGAGUUCCCUGACGGAGAGAUGAUGGAAGUCCUCAUCUAACGCUGGCGUCCCCGUGGGAUUCUGUAGUGGGACCUUGACGAAUGAGGAACGUGGCCGAGAGGGAGGAGACAGAUCAAGAAAGUUGUGGAUGGGAAACCAGGAAUGAUUUGAACUGAUAAAGAUUUUAAAUUUAGUGAGGACACUUUUUAUAAAUGUUAAAAAAAAAAAAUUCAGAAGACCUACGUGAAGACACUUGUAUGGAUUUGUAUUGCCUAUGGUGGAAGAGAGGAGACACGUGUAGGUCUGGAAACAAGGAAGUCACAGGAAGUGGGAUUUUCAUUGUAUAGAAAAUGUAUCUCUGCGGGGGGGGGGGGGGCUGGGUUCACCUGCUCUUUGGUUAUAAACAUAUAAACCUGAACGUGGAUCUUCCUUGAAACAGCCCCAUUCUCCUUGCCUCUUAGCAUGUUUGUUUUUAUUAAGAAGAACCUCCUAGAAGUCUCAGAGAGCCCAUCUCGGCAUAAUGUAACAUCACCUGCGCCAUCCAGGGUGUCCUGUGAAUGUGUGCGGGUGUGGCAGUGAGAAGAAGUGUCCUUGGGUGAAGGGAAUUAAGAAGGCGAUUCUCACCUAACUAUCUGCUUGGUUUGGGUUUUCAGGAGAUUCUGGGGCUUCUUAGCUUUUCUGGAUUCUGUUUUGUAAAAAUACAAAACAGGAUGGGAGCAUUAUGAUUUUGGUGCUCAAACUCCCUAACUGCUCUGAGUUCAUCUCUUCCUCUGCUUCAUUCUCUUUCACUUUACUCUUCUUUUCAUUCACUUGUUGUUUUUUUUUUUUUUCUUGUUAAUAAGACACAGCAGAAUUCCUUAGGUCUGGCAUUUACGAGAGCAGCGUCAUGAUCUCUGUUUAAUAGUGACCAGUGGGACAGAGCCGUAUGCUGGCUGCCUGGCUGCUUUCUCCACUCUGGAGACUUUGGGCUGCAGCCCUUAAUCUCACUGUGACUGUGAACUAGGUAAGUUUUGAUGAGGCGCAAGAUCCCAUGGUCCUUGUGACACAUCGCAUUCAGCUCGAGGCCCUGGCUUUUCUCUCUCACAUCAGCUCCCUUGCAUAGACCUUGCCGUCUCCACCCCGUUGCUCUGUUGGGCUAAGACUUUUCAGGACUGCCUUCCAGGAAAUGGAGGACUCUUGACUUGGUGGCAUCCAGAGUCUCACCAGGCAGCUUGUCCCACUUUCUAGAAUUUGUGGCUCGUGCACAUACUCCCCAUCGUCUCCACCCUCUCGCACCCUUCUGGUCGCUGUUGACGAGCACGUAGAUUUCCGUGGUGACACGUCAGUGAAAACAUGGAAGACGUUCUCUGUCGUGAGCUUGCUUUGUAACCUAACCGGCCCGUAAAUCUACGGUGCGGGCACGUUUUUCGAGGCUUCCUUCUGGGACAAGUUGACCAAAGUAAGACGGAAGCACCAUGUUGAAGAGCCGGGAGUGGGCAAGGUGGUGAGCCUCUGACCCCUGUGUGUGGUGGCACGCCUAAGAGGUGCUAGGCAGGAAAGACGAGAAGCUGAUCAGGCUGUCAGAUGCUCUUGCGGGGUCCUGAUAUUUUUCUCCCUCCAGAUCAGCUGGAUCCUUGUAUCCCAGGUCCUUCCCCUUGUGCUCGCUUAAGGGAAGGAAGAAAAAGGGCAUGGGUCUGAGGCUUUCUCAAGUCCCACCUGAACGGAGCCCUGAAGACCACACUCCUCAGGGAGUUUUGCUUGGCUGGCUUAUUUAAGAGCUGGUCUUUCAAGUGCAAGGUGGGUGGUGUCGUAGCCUCCCCAGAUUGAAAUGGCGGAAGGAGGACCCGGGUGUGACUGGAGAGGGGGAGGGAGGAAAUCUGUGGCCUCGGCGUAGUGAGUGUGACAUUGCAGCACUGACUCUUCCUGAGCUCUGCUCUCUGCUGGGCUCUGGGCGCUGGGUGCUUCCUGCCUCUUGCCUCCUCCUCCUCCUCGAGUCCUGUCCGCCCCGGGAAGCCAGAGCGGUUCUGGGGGCCCAGAGCAGUUCUGGGGGCCGAGCAGCCUGCCUAAUGCCCCAGGCUUGUGCGAGUGUGGAUGCGGGCGGGGAUGGGGCACAGGAGGCACCGUCCCAAACUUUGCUCCCCAUCACUUUUUACCGGUGGUGAAGCUUAGGUGAUUGCAGCUGUUUCUCUUAAGGAUAUUUUGAGCCCCGAUGAAUGUUGGGAACGGACUGGGCAUGAAAGAGUCUGGAGAUAAGAGGGCGAGUCUUCUCUGCCAGCCUCCACUACCCACACCUGGGCCACCCCAAACUUGGGCUGUCUCCCCUAGACAUGGGUAAAAGCGAGAGCCACAGCCCCAGUCUCCCCAAGCCCCAUCUUUCUGUUGCAACACACCCUUUGGCACCUGCGGGCACCAGCCUCGCUUGCCCAGAUCCAGAGUGUUAAUUGUCUAAUACAAACGCAAACAACAUCACUGGUUUUUUUUCAGCGUGCUGUGGUCUCCGUCAGUCUUAUUUCUUUCAACUCGCUAAGACUCCUCCGUAAGAAAAGGAAUCUCUAGCUUUCAGAUGUGGGGCUUUUUUCUUUUCUGGGAGAUUUCCUGUCCCAUCAGGGCCCCCUGAUGCUGGCUUUUUAUGUUUGCAGCUUUCUCGAAGCCUUGCUUGCACAUAGGAGAAAGGAAUUGCAAAUACUGAGCCCCUGCUCUGCAUUCUGCAGUUUACCAUCCUUUAUCUCAUUUGAUUUUCAGAAAAAUAAUGCCAGCUCUGUUUUUUAGUGCUGACUAUAUGCAGGCAGGGUGGUAAGUACCUUUUAAUGAGUCUCUGAGCCACCCGGAGAGCCAAGGCUAGUUUCUCCUUAUUUCACAGAGGAGGAAACCAGGGCUCAGGGAGGUUCAGUCCCUCCCCAAAGCCUCACAGUAGUGGCGUCUGAACCAAAGGCCUGAGAGAGGAGCUGUGCUCCAUCACAGGCUGGACUGGGAGUUUUGCCUGGCUGGGUGGUAGCCAUCUUUCAUGUCGCGCCUUGGCCCUCUCUGCCUCGUCUGUGAUGUGCGCGUGCACACACACACACACGCACACACGCACACACGCACCCCUACACCUGCCACACCUCUUGGGAGCUAAGAAAUAGGACUAGAAGCUCAGAACUCCUAGAAUUGCCCAUAAACACGAGGUACAGAGGGAAGCCUUCAUGUUCUAUCCCAUGCAAGUUUACAAAAUCCAUCUAAAAACGCUUGGCACGUUGUCCAGAGGCCUGGACUUCCCAGUGGUGUCUGAUUAUGGAAGUCACGAGUCCUGUCCCGGAGGAGGGUAAAGGCUUUGGCUUUGUGUGAAGACAUGCCAGGGUAAUUCUGCUUUCUCCUGGAAUGGGUUGUCUAGCAGUUUCUGCGUGCUGACCAGGGUAUCAUAUGGAAGAGGUGUUGUUGGGAAUCCAGCAACUCAUUUCAGAGCAAGUGCAUUAGUAUUUUCUUCCCUUGGCUUUUCUUCUGCCUCCCAGAGAUUAGUUGCCAGUGACUGUUGAAUUUGGCCCGUUCCAGGCAGACCUGCAGGACAAGGCCGCCGCGUCUCACGCAGGGCUUUGGUCAGAGGGCAGAGAGCAGUGGGGCCGUUCUCUCUUCAGUCCUGCAGGGUAGCUCUUGGGAACGCAUCGGGCACCUGACUGCACAGGGCUCGGGUCGGAUACCGAAAAAAGGCGUGUUUUCCAAAACCAAAGUCCUGCUCCGGUCUGCACUUGGAGUCGGGGGAGCAUGCUUCUGUGUGCUGCUGCAAAUGAACUUGUACUCCUGAGCGAAGGAGUUCCAUGGCCGUGGUAAGUGGGAACCUGCAGAUAUUCCUAAGUGGUAAAGCCAUCGCCAAGCCAGAGAGUAUCCAGCGCACAGUUGGCUUCCUCAAGCCAGAGGCAGCCAUGGUAGAUGCUUUAUAAAUAUUGCUUUUCUUUUCUUCUUUCUUGCUAAUUAAUCGAUGUGUUUAAAAUGUCUUUAUUCAAUGUGAGGUUCGUUUAAUCAGCUUGCCUCUGAUGCGUGGCUCCAUAGGAGAUGGGUGGAGUAAUUAAGAAGCUUCCAGAAGCUGACCAACUGGGAGCAUGUAAAGGUCAGCAUUUCAGUGAACGAAUUUCUUCUGGAACUAAUGAGCAACUUUCGCUCUUCCUUUUAAGUAGUAUAUCCUUUUCUUGCUUAGUAAUUUAAUGAUAUACGAAGACCUGUGUAUAUGUCAGUGCGAACAUAUGAGGUAUGAGUACAAGGUUGUGCGUCGGGUUUCCUUUCUUAAAAUCCGGAAGAUCCAAAUGUUUCAUGUCACCCCUUCCUCAAACGGUGACCCUGUGGGGGACUGUACCCAUCACCGCCCCGCUGCUCGAGUGGAAACAGUUUGCGAACGCCUCUGUUAGAACGGCCUUUGGGGCCUAGCACGUUCCUUUAAUUAUCCUUCCAGAGGAGAAAUCUUCAUCCUUUCAGGAUGGAUUUAAGUGUGGAAAUAAUCCCAGUUGAAUAAAUAAAGAUGGGUGAUUAAGGCCACAACAUUUAAAAAGGAAAUCCCAAAAAUGUUCCUUGGAAUGAGUCUUUGGACUCCUAGCACCUCUCCAAGUGGCCCCUUUGAGGAGGGCGGUAGUCAUCAGUAUGUGUAACUUCUGGUGGGUUUGCUUUUAAAAAUCUUUUCUCUUGCCAUGCCUUGUUAUGCGUUCACAUCUUUGCAUACACGCAGAUGGAAGUGCAUAUUCCUUAGUGCCCUGUAAAGCCCAUGUAUACUUAAGUGCAUGUUAUUGUCGUGUUAAGCAAUGACUGGGGUGUUUCUUUGUCAUAAAACUUUGCUUCUUCACAGAAUUAAACUCCUGCUCUCAAUGUAAGGAGGUACAUACACAGCAUUUUCUUGUAUCAGCUCCCAAACUGUUGCUGCCCCAAAUUACAUGUGAUUUUGCCUAGGAUUCUGUUUGCAUCUAGACACCUGCAAGUAUUUAUUACUAACCGGAAUGUGAGCACAUUUAUCCACAGUGGUUUUCUUUGAAUUAAGGUGUUUUCCCCUUUGGUGGAGGGACAGUGGGGCCCCCUCCUCAAGGGGGCACUGGCAUGAUCUGUGUGAAAUUCUGUGAAACGAGGGCCGGCACGCGCACCGACCUUGGCCAAAACUCGGACGGCCCUAGGGCCGUCACCCUCUCCGCCCGCCACGUACGUGGUUGCUGUGCUUGGUGGCAGAGUGCUCAGUUCCCUCCAGCGGACUCUAGCGUGACAUCUUGGCACCUCACUGGUCUCUAUUGAAGGGGGGGGAGGGUACGCAGAGCUGCCCAGCCAGGGGGUCUGUGUAUGGGGGUGGGGGAGGGGGGAAAUCCAAGAACGCAGUGUGUCCCCCACAGCAAACGUUGACACUGUUGGUCAGCCAAAGAUUUUCCUAUUCUUUGCUGCUUAAACUUGUGCCUUAAUAUUGUAUAUAAUAAAGGGAUAAAAUGGCUCUUC